This is a messenger RNA of Helobdella robusta, 1651 nucleotides long. RefSeq lists its product as hypothetical. Gene Ontology annotation, biological process: mRNA splicing, via spliceosome. Gene Ontology annotation, molecular function: protein binding. The transcript is spliced from 14 exons. The coding region runs from base 81 to 1367 and encodes 428 amino acids. Gene Ontology annotation, cellular component: precatalytic spliceosome; Prp19 complex; catalytic step 2 spliceosome. Lineage: Eukaryota; Metazoa; Annelida; Clitellata; Rhynchobdellida; Glossiphoniidae. The record is from RefSeq and is a predicted model, not a curated record.
AUCUUUUUUUAUUUCACAUGUUUUGAUUUGAAAACUAUUCCCGAUUAAUAAAUUAAAAUUUCAUAUUAGGGCUCAGCUAAAUGGCGGAUAUUCAAAAGCAUUCAGUACACACACUUGUGUUUAGGUCAUUAAAGAGGAGUCAUGAUAUGUUUCUGUCAGAACAGUUGGCACCACUACCGAAGGAGGAAAGAUUAAAUAAAUUCAUUCUUGCUUAUAAGACAAAAGACAGUCACAAAAAUAUUACAGCAAAGAAAGACGAUGUCCCGAACAAUGUUGAUUUAACUGUGCAUAAUCAAGCUGCACCUGCAAUGUUUGGCAACCGAGCUUUAAUCAGUAUUGGUGAUCAGAACAUAAUUGUCCCGAAGAAAGCUCCCACCAUGCCCAAACCUACCUGGCAUGCUCCUUGGAAACUAUACAGGGUGAUAAGCGGACACGGGGGGUGGGUGAGGUGUGUUGAUGUCGAGCCAGGCAAUGAGUGGUUCGUCACUGGGUCAGCUGAUCGUAUCAUCAAGAUUUGGGACUUAGCGAAGGGCACGUUGAAGUUAUCGCUAACUGGGCACAUAAGUACGGUCCGUGGUGUCAUGGUAGGGAAAAACCAACCAUAUUUGUUCUCGUGUGGAGAGGAUAAACAGGUUAAGUGCUGGGAUCUGGAAUAUAACAAGGUUAUUCGACACUACCACGGCCACCUCAGUGCCGUAUACGGGCUGGACUUGCAUCCGACCAUCGACGUGCUGGUCACCUGUGGCAGGGAUGCCACUGCCAGGGUGUGGGACAUGAGGACGAAGGCACAAAUCCACUGCCUUUCUGGUCAUACCAAUACUGUCUCACAAGUCAAAUGUCAGGCUUCUGAACCUCAGGUAAUCACAUGCUCGAACGACUCAACGAUAAGGUACUGGGACCUGGUGGCCGGCCGAUCCAUCGUAACGUUAACCAACCACAAGAAGAGUGUCAGAGCCAUUGCUAUCCAUCCGACGUUAAAUAUGAUGGCUUCCGGAUCGCCGGACAACUUGAAACAAUGGAGGUUCCCCGAGGGUAACUUCGUUCAGAACGUCUCAGGCCACAAUGCCAUCAUCAACUGUCUGGCCAUCAAUAGAGAUAAUGUGAUGGUUUCCGGAGGUGACAACGGUUCCAUGUAUUUCUGGGAUUGGAAGUCAGCGUACAACUUUCAAAAGUAUCAAACCGCCAUUCAGCCUGGCUCGAUAGACUCGGAGGCAGGCAUCUUUGCCAUGACCUUCGACAAGAGCGAAAGCAGGCUGAUAACGUGCGAAGCUGACAAAACAAUUAAGAUAUACAAGGAGGAUGAAACAGCCUCCGAAGAAACCCAUCCUCUCAAUUGGAAGCCCGAGAUCAUCAAACGGAAAUAUUAAUUUUUUUAAAUUUUAUUCUAUGAAAUUGUUUCAAUUGGAUAGUGUCUUUUAUGAAUGAAAAAAUUAAUUAUUAAGUUAAUUAAUUAAUCAAUUAUUAAAUAAAACAAUAUUUUUUGAUUGUGAUAAUAAAACUUUUCAAGCCAACAAGGAAAAAUUUGCAUGUGAUUUGAUACUCGAUUCUUGGCCAACUUUUAAAACCGUUCAUACGAUCUUAAAAUGUCCUCGAUGACCGUUUUAUCAUUCCGCAUUUCAUUUCAAUUAGUUCAAAACAACCGUCUACCUUU